Molecule: messenger RNA, 671 nt
Organism: Prorocentrum cordatum
Lineage: Eukaryota; Dinophyceae; Prorocentrales; Prorocentraceae
Source: the annotation of a GenBank genome assembly
CGAUGAUCUAUGUCUUCGAAACGGCUCCCGCGCGAAGACGUGUAAUGCCCUCCCCUGGGCUGUUCGCUCCUAUCGUCGCUGCCGCGGGACGCCUCAAGAGACCCGUGAGCGGCUCUGGGCACGUCAAGGAGCACCGGCCAGAGUCAAUACACAGAACUGGGGAGGCGUGGGGGACCUUCGGGUCCGUGCCUCACGGCACGGUGGCGGGUCUUCGACCUCCUCAUGCAGUCCGACUCCGUAGCUCCGCUGCUCAUGGCUAAGAAGUUUGGCAAGCCGAGCUUGCCUGCAGUAAGAGUUGUUGUCGAGGCGAGUCGUGUUGGUGCAAGCCGGGCGUCGUUGAAGCCUAUGAGCGACUUCUUGUGGGACUACAAUUUGCACCCACGUCUGCCAAGCAUCGGGGUGCCAAGUGUCAUCAUCGUGGGCUCUGCAGACGAUCACCACCCGCACCCUGCAAUGAGCGAAGCCCUUCGCAACGAUUUGUCUGCCACUGGCUUACUACGCGCGUAUAUCGUGCUGGACGGAGUGGGACACUUCAUUCCCCUCAUACAACCACUUGAAACUGUUGACGGUAUUGAGCAGCUAUGGUCACGCUAAGAUAGCACGGCUUGUGGGCAGUUGCGCACUUGUCUUGGAGCUCGUGCAUGGUAAGGAAAGUCACCAGGACGGCGCCA